AUGAUGACCGCAACAUUCUUCAGACGUUCACGCGUACAUUUUGUGGGAAAGAAAUUGCAGAGCCUUGUCGCCUUUGGUUUGCGAGACGAGUACUCGCCCUUGUGGCCCGUUCCUCUUCCACCACAACCGCCACAUUUUGCAGGGAAGCCCACGCUUGUGCUGGACAUUGACGAAACACUUUUGCACACGUACGGGAUGCGGUUGGUGAGGGAGGACACAGUGGGAUUUUCCCUGUACCUCCGCCCACAUGCACGUGAGUUUCUUCAGGAAUUGAAGGAGUUGUAUGAAAUUGUCUUUUGGACCGCAGGUACGGCGUCUUACUGCUCCGCCAUGGUGGACGCAUUGGAGGUGCAAGUCCUGCAGCUGCCACGCUCGUUUUACAACGUGGAGGAGAUCAAACAUCUCGUGCGUGGGUCCCCGUCGACGGAACAUGUCAACUUCUUUGCAUUAUCCCGCACGCAAACACUGGAGGAGAACAGCUACAUGAAAUAUUUGCCCAUGUUGGGUCGUCCCAUGCAUCGUGUCAUCAUGGUCGAUGAUAAUGUGCGCAGUUUUCCCCUGAACCCAAGGAAUGCUGUGAAGAUUUCCCCUUUUCUUCCCGAUGACCGUGUGCUGAUGGAGUACAGCCAGGCGUUGUCACUGAUGAAAGAAAACGGCGACGAGAAGAAGGAAUGGGACGCGUCCCUUUUAGAAGUUAUUAAUCGUGGAAAAGCGGAGAUUCUCCGCUUGGAACAGGAUGAGGCGCUGCUUCAACUCCUUCCACUGUUGCGAAGCGUGGCCAAAGCGGAGGAUCUUCCGCGUGAACUUGACCACUGGCGUGACGACGACUACGUGCGGUGCGACGACUUCCACGAGACGAUGAAUUCGCGCUCUGUUGCACGCCAACGCAUAUUAGGAUCAGUGCUGCCAUCACGUCGUGACACACCGAUUCCACCUCUGAAGACUCAUGUCAUGAAUCGUUGCUUCCUGGAUGAAGCGAAUAUCGCCAUGCAAACUCAACACAUGAGGUGUAUUCGUUCCAGACUAUAA
Molecule: messenger RNA, 1029 nt
Organism: Trypanosoma cruzi
Lineage: Eukaryota; Euglenozoa; Kinetoplastea; Trypanosomatida; Trypanosomatidae
Product: NLI-interacting factor, putative
Exons: 1
Coding region: 1-1029 (342 amino acids)
Molecular function (GO): phosphoprotein phosphatase activity
Source: RefSeq, a predicted model, not a curated record